AGUCGCCUUUGGCGCCAAAAGCAAGUGUUUUUUUUUGCUGCUGAGUUGAGCAGAUCUCACUUUUUUGGACCUUUUGUUGAUUCCUUUGUUUGUUUGUGAUGUUUUGUGAGAAAGCCGUCGAGUUGAUUCGAGAACUUAAGCGGAUGAAUGACGGACAACUUCCUGCCUUUAAUGAUGAUGGUGUGCGCCAGGUGCUGCAGGAGAUUGAGUCCUUGUACGACCAAAACCAGAGCGACGUUAACGAGACCAAAAGCGACCAGCGAGCAGAUUUGAUCCCCUCCAUCAGACUGCGUCACUGCUGCCUGCUGCGGAACCAACGCUGCGUCGCCGCCUACCUGUACGACCGCCUGUUGAGGAUCCGGGCUCUGCGCUGGGAAUACGGCAGCGUGCUCCCCGCCAGCGUGCGCUUCCACAUGAACGCGGAGGAGGUGCGUGCGACAUGUGAACGUCUCACGCGGAUGUCCACCACCGUUUCUCACAUUUAUGCGGGCUGUGUGCAGCUGCAGUGGUUCGCGUGCUACAAGAAGUCUCUGGCGUCGUUCAUGCGCUCUCUCGGAGGCGGCGGCGGGCUGGACAUCACUCAGGACAUGAAGCCGCCGAAGAGUCUUUACAUCGAGGUGAGAUGUCUGAGGGAUCACGGCGAGCUGGAGAUCGAUGACGGGACCGUAAUCCUCCUCAAGAAGAACAGUCAGGUCAGCUCUUCUUCUACGCCACGCUUGGCUUCUCCAUCACAAAGUCACGCCGCACUCUUCUGUCCACAGCACUUCCUGCCACGGUGGAAAUGCGAGCACCUGAUUCGACAAGGCGUCCUGGAGCACGUCAUGUCCUGAAGACUCUCACGCUUUCUUUUUUUUCUUCUUUUUUAAACUGAUGUGAAUAAAUGUUUGGCCACGAA
Messenger RNA from Nerophis lumbriciformis (worm pipefish), 895 nucleotides. It is a transcript of the gene gins1, whose product is annotated as GINS complex subunit 1 (Psf1 homolog). Gene Ontology annotation, biological process: DNA strand elongation involved in mitotic DNA replication; DNA replication. Gene Ontology annotation, cellular component: GINS complex. The record is from RefSeq and is a predicted model, not a curated record. NCBI's taxonomy places the organism in Eukaryota, Metazoa, Chordata, Actinopteri, Syngnathiformes, Syngnathidae.